AGAGAACAAGAGAGCAACAAGAGAGCUGCCAUAUAGAAUAGCAGCACAUGAUGUCAGUAGUGAAGUAUAAGAAUUAAGUGGAAAAUAUUAUUGUCCACCUCACUAGUAUGUAUGAUCUCAAACCUUGACUUGAUGUGUGUGGAUUGAAGAGAAAUGCAAAGGUGCAAAUGCUCCAAGAAUACAUACUGAGACCAACCAUUCAUGGCCAAAAUACUUGGGAACUUGUUGACAGAGUAGCGCCGGUGACCAGGAAUAACCAUUCCUGACAGGAAUAACCAUGGGAUGUGGCGUCGCAAAGUCGAACAAGUUCCAUACAAAAAAGGGGGGAAAAGCCAUCACAUCGAUGAAGGCAGCUGUGUUGAUCCAGCGCUGGUACCGUCAGUAUGUGGCUCGUAUGGAGAUGAGACGCAGAUACACCUGGAACAUCUUCCAGUCUAUAGAAUACUCUGGGGAGCAGGCCCAGAUCAAACUUUACAAUUUCCUUGGCUACCUCAUGGACAACUUCAACCCAACUAGCACUGAACGCAACUUAAUCUCCCACAUAUUCAGAGAGAAUGAAGUGUGCCGCGAUACAGAGUGGGAGAGGCACUUCUGCUAUAAGAAUAUUGAGGUGCCAGAGAUCUACUCAGGUCCCCGUCUCAUCUUCCCUCUGACUGUGGAACAAGUGGCUGCUAUGGUAGAGGCCUUCAGGAAUAAAAGACAGCUCCACUCUCGGUACGUUCUCCAACUUCUCCUGGAAACAUGGAAGUUACUCCGAAAGCUGCCAAACAUCAGUCGAAUCUCCACCUGUCACAGCAAAGAAAUCACCGUUUGUGGUGAUUUACAUGGGCAGCUUGAAGACCUGCUGUUGAUAUUUUACAAGAAUGGCAUGCCAUCAUUGGAUCGGCCAUAUGUUUUCAAUGGAGACUUUGUUGAUCGAGGCAAAGAUUCCAUUGAGAUUCUCCUCAUCCUUUUUGCUUUCCUGCUCGUGUAUCCAAACGAUGUUCACCUCAACAGGGGAAACCAUGAAGACCAUAUUGUCAACUUGAGGUAUGGCUUCACCAAGGAGGUGUUGGGGAAAUACAAGGCAGGUUUCAUUUUAGAAAAGUUAAAUAAAGUUACAGCGAGAAUUAUAAUUGUAGUUAAUUUCCCUUGUCCUCAGAUGCACGGCAAGAGGAUCCUGAAGCUGCUUCAGAAGAUCUUCAGCUGGUUGCCCCUGGCAACAGUUAUCGAUCAGAAAGUGUUGAUCCUGCAUGGGGGCAUCUCCAACACCACUGACCUCUGCCUCAUAGCCAGAGUGGACAGACACAAAUACGUGUCAGCCCUGAGGCCUCCUAAGAAGAGGACACAAUACCCAGUGAGUCAGACCUCUGUGGACUUGGACAUGGAAGACGACCUGUCAGGCACCAAGAACAACCAGCGCCGGGUCUCCCUGAUCAAGGCCAACUCCUUCGGACCCCGGGAUGGCUUCCAGCGCCGCUCACUCCAGGACUUUUCCGGCAGGGUCCCCCGGACCGUUGACGAGGAGAUAGAGGUGCGGCGGAGGCAGUCCGGCUUCAUCAAGGGCGGCUUCAGCCACAGUCAGGGGGAACUCAAUAACCUGGCCGUCUCCUCAGCGUCGCAGGAAUCCACCGACACAGCAGACACUACCGUAGAGGAGUGGAAACAGAUUCUGGACCUACUGUGGAGUGACCCCAUGUCUCAGAACGGCUGCAUACCCAACGAGGUGCGGGGAGGAGGCUGCUACUGGGGGCCAGACGUCACCCAGGACUUCCUGGACAGACACAACAUGCAGCUCAUCAUCCGCUCCCACGAGUGCAAGCAGGAUGGCUAUGAGUUUUGCCACAACCGCAGGGUCCUCACCCUGUUCUCUGCCUCCAACUACUAUGAAGUGGGCAGCAACAGAGGGGCCUACGUGAAAUUGGGACCAGACCUAGUGCCUUAUUUGAUUCAGUACCAGGCUAGCAGUAUGACUCGAGAACUCACCCUCAGGAAAAAUGUGGGGAAGGUGGAACAUUCAGCCCUCAAGGUCCUGCGGGAACAGCUGUUUGCACACAAGUCUGACCUCGUCAGUGCCUUCCAAGAGUUUGAUAAAGACAAAACAGGGCAGGUGUCUCUGAAUGACUGGGCUACGGCGGUAGAGAGUGUGCUGCGUCUAGGCCUACCCUGGAGGAUGCUGCGCUUUCAGCUGGCCACCUGCAAGACCCCGGGGGGCAUGUUGGACUACCAGGAGUGGUUCCAGGAACUUUCCAUAAAAGAGCCACAAAUGGAGCACAUCGAUCAGGGUUUGCUGGAGACCCUGUACCGCCAUCGCGCCACCUUGGAGACCAUCUUCAGAAUAGUGGAUUUAGACAACUCAGGGUUCAUCACAAUGGAGGACUUCCGUCAGACGUGGAAGCUGCUGAGUGCCUUCUUAAAGAUGGAGAUCACUGAUGAGGCUAUCUCGGACCUGUCCGUCACCAUAGACACCAACCAGGAUGGCAACAUUGACAUCGAUGAGUUCAUGGAGGCCUUCCGGCUGACAGACAAGAAAAGCCGGCUGGAGAGGGGAAAGAGCAUGUUUAUGGGGACCACCACUGACCUGACCAAACUAGAGGGGGACCCCAAUAUAUGAGGGAUUAGUUGGACUGGAGGGGGAGCCCAAUAUAUGAGGGAUUAGUUGGACUGGAGGGGGAGCCCAAUAUAUGAGGGAUUAGUGGGACUGGAGGGGAAGCCCAAUAUAUGAGGGAUUAGUGGGACUGGAGGGGAAGC
This is a messenger RNA of Oncorhynchus tshawytscha (Chinook salmon), 2730 nucleotides long. Its product is annotated as serine/threonine-protein phosphatase with EF-hands 2. Bases 278 to 2593 code for a protein of 771 amino acids. The transcript is spliced from 19 exons. Gene Ontology annotation, biological process: negative regulation of MAPK cascade; detection of stimulus involved in sensory perception. Gene Ontology annotation, molecular function: calcium ion binding; Hsp90 protein binding; protein serine/threonine phosphatase activity. NCBI's taxonomy places the organism in Eukaryota, Metazoa, Chordata, Actinopteri, Salmoniformes, Salmonidae. The record is from RefSeq and is a predicted model, not a curated record. Gene Ontology annotation, cellular component: nucleus; cytosol.